AUGACCGUGAUGAAUCGAUUCGGCGCCGUUCUUAACAGCUUGUCUUGGCGUAUUUUACGUAAGGACUUUGGUUUAAAAGCAUACGAAAUUCAACUCGUCCAAGAAUUGAAGCCGGCCGACCUUCCGAAUCGUCACCGUUUUAGUGAAUGGGUUCUUGAAAAGAUUGAAGAAAAUCCACUGUUUUCGACCAACAUUUUGUUCAGCGAUGAGGCUCAUUUUUGGCUUAAUGGUUACGACAAUAAGCAAAAUUACCGUAUUUGGGUUGAAGAGCAACCCGAAGAGAUUCGAGAGCUGCCAUUACAUCCAGACAAAACAACCGUUUGGUGUGGUUUAUGGGCUGGUGGAAUCAUCGGUCCACGUUUCUUUAAAAAUGAGUCCGGGCAGAACGUAACUGUGAAUGGCGCUCGCUAUCGCGACAUGAUAACAGACUAUUUGUUGCCUGAAAUUGAAGCCCGUGAUCUCGAUGACAUUUGGUUUCAACAAGAUGGUGCUACAUGUCAUACAGCUCGUGAAACCCUGGCUUUAUUGCGAGAACAAUUCGGUGAACAAUUGAUUUCACGAUUCGGACCGAUUAGUUGGCCGGCUAGAUCAUGCGAUAUCACAACUCUCGACUUUUUUCUUCGGGGCUACGUGAAGUCCAAAGUCUACAUAACCAAGUCGACUACGAUAGAUGAAUUGGAAGCCAACAUCAAACACGCCAUUGACCAAAUACCAGUCGAGAUGCUUAUUAUAUUUAAAAAAUAA
Cinara cedri is the source of this 744-nucleotide messenger RNA. The record is from the annotation of a GenBank genome assembly. Lineage: Eukaryota; Metazoa; Arthropoda; Insecta; Hemiptera; Aphididae.